GGAGCUUUGAGUUGUCAUCAGCUGAGAGAAUGAUCAGCGAAUACUCGCAAGGUUGCGAAUUUAUCAGCAGAAAACAUUAAUCAACAUGUUGUGCAUUAGGUUGGGACGUGGCUCCUUGAGGCGAUUGGUGCCCCCUUUUGCUGCAACUGCUGGGAGUGGGAGUGCAAUCUUUCAAACAUCAGGAGUAGUUGAAAUACAUACUCCAGUUGUUGAACCAUUGUUAUUAACCUACGAAUAUUCUAGCAAUGUGCCUACUGACUUUUACAGUCAUUUACACUACACUGGAGUUAGGCAACAAGCAACCACAGAACCUCCUAGUGACGGUGGUGAGAUCCGUGGCAGAGGUCGAAGAGCCGGAAGUGGUGUUAACAGUGGAAGAGGCAACGGCUCUGGUAAUGGAGCAGACAAGGGCAGUGGAAAAGGUGGUGAUGGACAAAUGUGUUGUCCUAAAUGUGGUGACCCCUGCAGCCAUGUUGAAACUUUUGUUAACUCAACACGUUUUGUCAAGUGUGAAAAGUGCCACCACUUUUUUGUGGUGAUCAGUGAUGCUGACAACAAGCACUCUGCAGAAGGGAACGGCUUCAACGGCAAGCGCCGCGUUGGGCGUGAAGUCAAAGAAGAACCUGUGGGCCAAAGAGCUCCUCAGCCCCGCAAACCUCCACCUCCACCUAAGAAGAUCUACGAGUACCUGGAUAGUCAUGUCAUCGGGCAGGAGCGUGCCAAAAAAGUCCUAAGUGUUGCUGUCUACAAUCAUUACAAAAGAAUUUAUCAUAAUAUUCCUCAAGCAAAACCCGAGCCUUUACCUCUCGACGGCGUGCCUAUACAACACCAUACAAGCUUCCAGAUUGGUGGCAUUUCUGGCAACACCAGCGCCAAAGAUGGCAAUACUACCUGGGCACCUGGUGCUAAAGAAGAGCUGCUGCGUCAUCUACAAGGCAUGAGCCAGCAAAGUAGUGCUCUUGGUGUGGGAAAUUACGAGGGUGGCUCUGACGAUGGCAAGGGAGAAGCUCAAGGCCCUCAAGGCUCAGAUGUUCUCGAGUCGUCUACUCACAAUCUCCGCCUUGAGAAGAGCAACGUCUUACUGCUGGGGCCCACUGGUUCAGGCAAGACCCUCAUUGCUCAGACUAUCGCCGCUUGCCUUGACGUGCCUUUCGCUAUCUGCGACUGCACAACUCUGACUCAAGCUGGCUACGUGGGUGAAGACAUUGAAAGCGUCAUUGCAAAACUAGUGCAAGAUGCUAACUACAAUAUCGAUAAAGCACAGCAGGGCAUCGUUUUCCUGGACGAAGUAGACAAAAUAGGGGCUGUCCCCGGCAUUCAUCAACUGAGAGACGUAGGAGGUGAAGGAGUCCAGCAAGGCAUGCUCAAAAUGCUAGAGGGGACGAUGGUCCAGGUGCCUGAACGUAACAGCCCUCGCAAGCUCCGAGGGGAAACCAUUCAAGUAGACACCACCAACAUCCUAUUCGUCGCAUCAGGAGCUUUUAACGGACUAGAUAGAGUGGUAUCGAGACGCAAUAAUGAGAAAUAUCUUGGCUUUGGCGCCGCCACGGGUGAUGGAGCAGGUCGGCGAGCAGCUAGCCAGGCCGAUGUGGCUCACCAGACUGGCAGCACCGACGCUCUUGAGGACAUGCAAGAGAAAGAUGCUCUUCUCAGCAAGUGUGAGGCUCGCGAUCUCAUUGAGUUUGGCAUGAUUCCUGAAUUUGUUGGCCGUUUCCCCGUUGUUGUGCCUUUCCACUCUCUCACUGGCGAGAUGCUGGUGCGCAUCUUGACUGAGCCUCGCAACGCACUCGUGCCGCAGUUCCAAAUGCUGUUUGGCAUGGAUAAUGUCGAAUUGCACUUUGAUGCUGAUGCUCUCAAGGAAAUCUCAACCAUGGCCAUGGAGAGAAAAACUGGAGCACGAGGACUAAGGGCGAUAAUGGAAAAUCUUCUUCUGGACGCUAUGUUUGAAAUCCCCGGGUCUGACAUCGAGAAGGUUUUGGUGACGGCACAAGCUGUGCGCGGUGAGGUGCCGCCCACCUACCAGCGCCAGCCUGACGAGCCCACGGAAGCUCAGCAGCACGUCGACGACCAGGAGGACGAGAGACAACUCGAAGUGCAGCUCAAGUGAAACAUCGCUAGCCUGUAAAUAUGUAGAAAAUAUUCGGUGACAAUAGUUUGAAGCAUUGAGUUAUGCCUUAAUUUCAUACGUUGGUCUUUGUCAGCAUUGUUCUUUUGCAUUUACAUUCACGAUGUAUGCCUUGCCACGCGGGAGAAUUUCCUAUUUAGUGCAUUUGCGAUGUGAAUUACUCCUUCCUUCAACAAACUGGUUCUGUUUUAAAAUUGAUUUGGAUUAUUUUUUGCCUGAUGACGUCGGGUGUCUUGCAGACUCGAAAAAAACUUUUGUGUGGGGACCCAGUACAAAAAUUAUUGCCACACGCGUG
Messenger RNA from Hyalella azteca, 2420 nucleotides. It is a transcript of the gene ClpX, whose product is annotated as ATP-dependent Clp protease ATP-binding subunit clpX-like, mitochondrial. The transcript is spliced from 8 exons. Gene Ontology annotation, cellular component: mitochondrial matrix. The record is from RefSeq and is a predicted model, not a curated record. Lineage: Eukaryota; Metazoa; Arthropoda; Malacostraca; Amphipoda; Hyalellidae. Bases 86 to 2107 code for a protein of 673 amino acids. Gene Ontology annotation, biological process: protein catabolic process; proteolysis. Gene Ontology annotation, molecular function: zinc ion binding; protein dimerization activity; ATP hydrolysis activity.